AUGAGGCGCUUGACCCAGGUCGUGGCGGCCCUUGCCGCUUUCGCCAUGACAUCUGUUUCAGCACAACUUGGUCCGCUCGAAGCCGGCCCUCUGCGCAAGAAGCCGAGCUAUGCUGUCGAGCUGCUUAGACGACACGGCGAUAAUGCAACAGUUCCUGCUGUCACUUCCCAGGCCCAGGAAGACGAGCCGACCUUCACCCUCACCCUCAACCAGACGGCAACCGAGACUAUGUAUGUCACCAUGAUGGCCACCGAGACCCAGACCGAGGUCCAAAUAGAAACCCUGACCGAGACUGUCACCGAAACCAUGAAGGAGCAGCUCACCACCACCGUCACCGUUGCCGCAACCUUCGAGAAGACCGUUACAGUGGCUGCCACCUUCGAGAAAACCAUCACCGUCUCCGCUUCGAACGACUGCCAGACACCUCCCGCAACCACCUCUGCUACUGCCGCAGCCUCCUCCUCUGCCGCUGCCGCAAGCACUUCCUCUGCCGCUGACACAACCACUUCCUCUGCCGCUGCCGCAAGCACUUCCUCCGCCGCUGCCGCAAGCACCACCCCGCUCUCCUUCGCCCUCGGCUCCUCCAACGGGCCUCCGCCGCCAUCUGGCCCUCCGAACAGCAGCGCUAGCCCCAGCACCAGCACCAGCACCAGCAGCACAAUCGCAGCCACCACCUCGCUCGCCAUCACGAGCAGCACAGCCGCAACAUCGACCGUCAGUUCUGGCAGCAGCGCACAAGCUCUGGCCGACAACCUGCCCACGCCUGCGGCCGCCCAGGGCGCAGGCGGAAACGACCCCUUCGACAUCUCCACCGUGUCGUUACAGCAAACGGUAACAGUCGGGCUGGGUAAGAGGGGUGGAGCGAGGGGCACGCCGUCGGUGGAGAGGAGGUGGAUUGGCUGA
This is a messenger RNA of Lasiodiplodia theobromae, 903 nucleotides long. RefSeq lists its product as uncharacterized. Lineage: Eukaryota; Fungi; Ascomycota; Dothideomycetes; Botryosphaeriales; Botryosphaeriaceae. The transcript is spliced from 4 exons. Bases 1 to 903 code for a protein of 300 amino acids. The record is from RefSeq and is a predicted model, not a curated record.